AUGAACAACAUCCAUACACCUCUCAGAUCCGGCCCAUUGCUGGGUAUUAGCCUGGACCAAGAUACGUAUAUCCCAGGUGAUAUUAUUACUGGCCAUGUAUAUCGACAAUUUCAUACCAUAAGUCCAGAUGCAUCUUUGAGCAUUUGCAUGUUUGGCCGAGGGAGGACAAUAGGAGUUAUCGGCAACAGCUCCCAAGAAUACCGAGGACUUUUCGAUCUGUGCUAUCGUCCAAAGAUCAUCUUCCGGGGUCCUUUACACAUCGAGUCUUCGAAACAGAAGCAUAAAUGGCCGUUUACUGUAUAUCUUCCAAAACACGCCAAUACUUCUACACCUUUGGGUCCCAUCGACCAUAUGCCACCAUCAUAUACGCUCCGAAAGACAAAGAAUAUGGCAGCAGUCAUCGAAUAUAUCAUCAAAGCGAAACUCAUAAUGGCUGUUCAAGGUCAGACGGAAGUAUUGGAAGCUACAUUUCCCUUCAAAGUCAGAGGCUUCACUCCGGAUCCUCCAAUUGCAGACUUUCGAGUUGAACGACAUCGCCAUCAGCGUGCUGUUUCGAGUCACCGGCUUAUUCCUGGGAUGCAAAAUGUGAAGGUCUCUUGGAAAGACAAGAUCAAACAAUCUCUCCAUGGUUCGAAGGAUCCUACGUUGGCGUUUGACUUGUUUGUGGAAGUGCCGAUGGUCGUUCAGCUGGAUAACCCAACACCGAUACCGUUCAGACUCUUGGUAUCACCGAACUGGGAAGAAACGAGCGAUACAAUUCGAGAUGUAGCACAGGACGUCAACCUUGUAUCGGUACGCAUCUGUGUUGUCACCAUCACGACGAUUCUUUGCCAUGCGGGGUUGCAAAUACCAGAAAGCACAGAUAUCGACCUUGGACUCAAUCAAGCCAUUAAACAGCGCGGCGAUACAAUACGGAUCCCGUUUACAACUGAUUGGCAGCCCAUCGAUAUCGGAGAAAUGAUCAACCUUCGCAUCGGUCUACAGAAUACGGGAUUCCCUCAACAAUGGACAUCUGUGCAAUCCGAGUUCACGCACUCAUUCCGAAUGUACAACAUCCGUGUUUCACAUCGACUAGAGUGGUCAGUGCAGGGCGAAAUUGCAGGGGAAAGAUUCAAAGCGGCAGGAACAUCUGAUUUGCUCGUAUUGAAGCCGACCGAUGAUAGACAGCAGGAAUCGCAAGAUGUUGUUUUGGAGGCCGGAGAGGGAAUACCGCUGUGUUGGGAUUCAUCGUGGAUUAGACCGCCUGCUGAAGAACAGCUACCGAGCUUUGCAGAUGCGCAGAGGGAAGGAUCACGAGUAGGGAUAGCUCAUGGCUAA
Molecule: messenger RNA, 1317 nt
Organism: Fusarium odoratissimum NRRL 54006
Lineage: Eukaryota; Fungi; Ascomycota; Sordariomycetes; Hypocreales; Nectriaceae
Exons: 1
Coding region: 1-1317 (438 amino acids)
Source: RefSeq, a predicted model, not a curated record